CUUCACUGCACUGAAGGGAGAAUUCUUACAGACUACGUAGCAAGCCUCUAAUGUUGUAUGGUGGUGGUAAGUCCGACUGCCCUCAAUCAAGAUAAGUUCAAACACGGUGGUUGCGAGUACACCACCAGGAGCUAAAGUUUUUUGAAAGUAGUGACAUGGCACAAACUGUAGCUUUUCGAAAUACAGGCGUUCACACCCAAUGGGCCACCUUGUGGAAAAAACUCUCCUCGAGCUUUUAUAACCACUCCCUCCCGCAAAAUGCAUUUCUACCAAGCCACCACUACCGCAACCAUCCUAGUAAUGAAACUAUCUUUCCGAAAGGUUUUGUAACCGUCUGCGCAGGCCUUGGGUCUCAAGCGGUUGCUAGUGAUGAUCCGCCCCUUGCCAGCAAAUUCCAAUCAACAUCAGAUUCCCUCAGACUUAGCAACUGGGACGCAAUUCAGGCGCCCCAAGAACCUGCUAAUACAUCUGGGAGGGACAGUGUGUCAGUGGGAAUGACGAUGGGGGAGCACGAGAGCGACUCGUCCGGGGCCCCAUCAACAAGCGGUGGGCAUAAGCAGACUGCACCAGUGGAUUCCGUGAGGGAAGCAGCAGUUGAGGCGGUGGCACCCAAAGUGGGGACAAAACGCCUUUGUUACUACUGGACCCAGGGAAAAUGCGAUCAGGGGUGGAAUGCAAACCACACGGACCAACAUGCCCACAAGUAUCCAGAGCUGCCAGUGCGGCCUGCCGAUUGGCGGCGGGUGCGGCCCCAGCCGUUUGACAAGUACCUCAUCCUGGACCUGGAGGGGCGCGUCGAGAUCCUGGAGUUUCCAGUCGUCUUGCUCGACCCCAAGACUCUCAAAGUGCUGGACCGCUUUCAUAGAUUUGUUUGCCCCGUCAAAAUGUCCGAUGAGUACAUUACACAAUACGUGAAGGGCAAAUACGGCCUGAUGGGCAUUCACCGCGUUUGGUUUGACACCGCCAUCCCGUUCACCCAAGUCCUGGACGAGUUCGAGGUGUGGCUAGAGGGGCACGGCCUGUGGAGGCCGCCGACGAACGAGAGCGCACAGCAAACGUCGGGGGCAGAGAAUGACGGCAGCACGGCAACUUCAGACAAAGACCAGGGACCCGAGGCGGCGAACGAAGCGGCCUCGACGUCAGGCAAGCUGCAAAAUGCAGCGUUUGUUACUUGUGGUAAUUGGGACAUCAAGACCAAGAUCGCGGAGCAGUGCGUUUCUUCGGAGAUCGGCAUACCUCCUUACUUUAAUGAGUGGAUAAACAUCAAAGACAUCUACGUCAACCACUACAGACGAAACGCAAGCGGCAUGCGGCCGAUGCUGCGGGACCUCCAACUUCCGCUGUGGGGUACGCACCACGUCGGGCUGGAUGACGCACACAACAUCGCGAGAAUCAUGCAGCGGAUGCUGGUGCAGGGUGCUCGUUUUGUGAUCUCGGGCCAGAGGCUGCAGAACGGGGAGAUAAAGUUUUUGUUUCGUCGGAGAGCCAAGUAAGAUGGUUGAAUCAUUUCGAGUUGACAAGCUGCAAACCCCACGCGUGUAUGACGAAGGUUGGCAUGCACAUGCGUUGCUGUGUGUCAGGGCGUCGCAUGUGAAGCCACAUCUCAACAUCUCCAAACCAGCGAGCUAAGCUCAUACGGCAUCUAACGUCAAAGCGAUCCGAGUCACAAAGCCCCGGGCAGCCGGGAGCCUGGAACCAUGAUGAGGGGCCAAAGCGGC
Messenger RNA from Klebsormidium nitens, 1718 nucleotides. The record is from the annotation of a GenBank genome assembly. NCBI's taxonomy places the organism in Eukaryota, Viridiplantae, Streptophyta, Klebsormidiophyceae, Klebsormidiales, Klebsormidiaceae.